AUGUCCUUCCUCGCCUCUGCCCGCGCAACUCUCGGUCCCCGUCUCACUUUCCGCCCUGUCCCCGCGUCCCUCUCUGCCCUCCACAGCUCUCCCGCGAGGCUCUCCUUGAAGGAGUCGGAUACCAACCGUGAUAACCUAAACAACAUCUACGAAUCCGAAAAGGAGCACCAAAUCAAAGAUCUGAAAGAGGGAAAGGCACACUGGAAGCAGGAAUUGGCGAGUAACAGUGAAGCUUCGGUCAAAGCGGACCGUGAAGAAACCCAGACCGACGCCGAGAACAUGGAGAAGCUGCAGCAGCGUACAAAGGAUUCUCCCAGAAGUGCCCAUGGCCCUUAA
Molecule: messenger RNA, 336 nt
Organism: Aspergillus chevalieri
Lineage: Eukaryota; Fungi; Ascomycota; Eurotiomycetes; Eurotiales; Aspergillaceae
Exons: 3
Coding region: 1-336 (111 amino acids)
Source: RefSeq, a predicted model, not a curated record